CCAAAUUGUUUCUUGCUUUUAGGUUCAAUUCUCAUAAAAGUUCUUAACAGUUUUAUCUUCCGACUUGUGUUUCUUUUAUACCCUUGAAUUUCUAAUUUUGCCUUCCAACAAAAAAAUUUCUAGAGAUUUUUAUUUUACAGCAUAUCAAUUAAAUCCAUUGAUUAAACUCAAUUUUUAUUCAAGACUUUGCAUUCCAUUCUAAAUUCUAACACUAGAACCCUAAACUAGCGUUCCUUGGAAGAAGAAAAAAAAUGUCUGGGAAAAGUGAUGUGGAGAGUGGAGCAAGAACCCUUUACCCUAUUAUGACUGAAAGCCCUGAAUUAAGAUGGUCUUUCAUUCGUAAAGUUUACACUAUUAUCACCUUUCAGUUGCUUCUCACCAUUGCUAUUGCUUCAGUCAUUGUUUUGGUUCACCCUGUUUCUAAUUUCUUCAAGGAAUCCAUACCAGGCCUUGUUCUUAGCAUUUUUCUUUUCAUUUUUUCCUUAAUACUAAUAUGUCUACUAUCAUGUUUUCAUCAGAAGCAUCCUCUCAAUUACGUUCUCCUCCUAAUUUUAACAGUCUCUAUGGCUAUUCCCAUUGGAUUGACUUGUUCCUCUACUAGUGGAAAAAUAAUUUUAGAAUCUGUUGUAUUAACUGCUGCGGUCGUGGUUAGUUUAACUCUCUACACAUUUUGGGCUGCAAGAAAAGGUCAUGAUUUCAGCUUUUUAGGCCCAUUCCUGUUCGGAGCUUUGAUAGUUCUUAUUGUCUUUGGCCUCAUUCAGAUUCUGUAUCCAUUGGGAAAGUUAUCACAUAUGAUCUAUGGGUGUGUUGGAGCUAUUAUAUUUUGUGGCUACAUUGUAUAUGACACAAACAACCUUAUCAAGAAAUACUCCUAUGAUGAGUUCAUCUGGGCUUCUGUCGCCUUGUAUCUAGAUGUCAUCAACCUCUUCUCCUUUACUAUUUUUAGUGCUGGUGAUUGAAGAUAAUUAAAGCACAAUAUUAUCUUAUAUGUUCCUUACCUUUCAAUUUAGUUUUGUUUUCUCAUGUUUUUCAUUUUUUAUGAAAUUAUAACUAUAGGUAAUUCCUUAGCUUGUAUUUAAUAUGCAACUUACUCUUGUUCUUUUUGGUAGUAAUAGUUUCUGCAACAA
This is a messenger RNA of Trifolium pratense (red clover), 1127 nucleotides long. RefSeq names its product protein LIFEGUARD 2-like. NCBI's taxonomy places the organism in Eukaryota, Viridiplantae, Streptophyta, Magnoliopsida, Fabales, Fabaceae. The coding region runs from base 252 to 959 and encodes 235 amino acids. The transcript is spliced from 4 exons. Gene Ontology annotation, cellular component: membrane. The record is from RefSeq and is a predicted model, not a curated record.